CUCACUCUUCAGCUCAGAAAAAAAUAUUAAAAUAUCAAAAUCAGCUCAACUACGUCACAUCUCAUUGUCCUAUUAUACCAAGUAUUGAUUCACAAUCCUCAUCGUUUAACGUCAGACAAAUGAUGGUCGACAGUACGGGAAUGAGAACGGACAAUAUAAAGCCAGGAACGCCCAUUACGUCUGAAACGUCCAGCUCAAAAAAUACCAACGAUAGCUCCAGCGGCAAUGUCAAAAACAGUUCAACAACUGUCGAAAAGAUUGUACCAUCUAGAAGCAGGAGCAAUCAGAGAUGGAUGAAACUCAGAACUACCGUGCAGUUGUCCAGUGCUAUAUCUUCGACGAUAAAGACAUCAAAACCGACGUUGCAGAGGGAGGAUUCAUUCAUCAAACGGUUUUCCACGCGGCAAGUGGCCGAAAAGCAGGAGACGUUGGACACCGGCGAUGACGGCGAAUGCAGUUCCGGCUCGCAGGACAACAUCGAGUACGUGCGCCGGAAACGCCGGUUGCGCCGGAAACAGAACAAACUCCCGUGGUCCGUGGUCAACCCGGACGAGAACUUCUAUUUCAACUGGCUAAUGGUGCUGACGGGCUGCACGCUGUACAACCUGUGGACGGCCAUCGUCCGGCAAAGUCUGCCCGARCUKCAACGCAUGGCUUCCCCGUGGUGGUCUGCCAUGGACGCGUUCAGCGACAUCGUGUUCCUGCUGGACGUGGCCGUCCAGUUCCGCACCGGUUAUCUGGAACAGGGCCUGAUGGUGUACAAUACCAGCAAGCUGGCCGGCCAUUACAUCCGGUCACGGUCGUUCCUGUUCGAUCUCAUAGCGCUCACGCCACUGGAUCUGAUACAACUAAAGAUCGGCGUGCAUCCCAUACUCCGGUUCCCCAGGUUCAUCAAGCUAGUUAAUUAUUUGUUUACAUUUUUGAAAAUUACAUGGCUUGAAUUGGAAGUGUAA
Messenger RNA from Diuraphis noxia (Russian wheat aphid), 953 nucleotides. RefSeq lists its product as uncharacterized. Gene Ontology annotation, cellular component: membrane. Gene Ontology annotation, biological process: monoatomic ion transport; transmembrane transport. Gene Ontology annotation, molecular function: intracellularly cyclic nucleotide-activated monoatomic cation channel activity; protein-containing complex binding. NCBI's taxonomy places the organism in Eukaryota, Metazoa, Arthropoda, Insecta, Hemiptera, Aphididae. The record is from RefSeq and is a predicted model, not a curated record.